Anopheles coluzzii is the source of this 609-nucleotide messenger RNA. RefSeq lists its product as uncharacterized. The coding region runs from base 87 to 548 and encodes 153 amino acids. The transcript has 2 exons. Lineage: Eukaryota; Metazoa; Arthropoda; Insecta; Diptera; Culicidae. The record is from RefSeq and is a predicted model, not a curated record.
CUAUAAAUGAUGCGUUCGAUUGUGUUUUUGGUAUCAGUAUUCGUACAGCUCUUCUAUCAACACAACAUCCAACCAAUCCACUCAAAAUGAAGUUCUUCAUUGCAAUCAUGGCUGUGGCGUUCGUCGCUGCCUCGGAGGCGUCCUACCUGCCAUACGAUGAUGUCCUGUCCUACCAGCACGGCUACGGCUAUGGACUUCCGGUGUCGAAGGUGGUCUAUGGCUCGUCGUACGAUCUCCCAGCAGCGGUGGACAAGUACUCCUACCCAUCAUCGUUGUACGGUUCCUAUCCGGCCGUGAAGAAAGUGGUCGAAUACCCGUCGGUUGCUCCAGUGCUGGCCACCAAGGUCGUUGAUAACAGCUACGAUCUGGGAUACAACAAGCUGGUCGCUCCAGUGCUGAGCAGCGGAUACGGUCUGGGAUACAACAAGCUGGUCGCUCCCGUCGUCGCCACCAAAGUCGUCGAUAAUGGACUGUGGAACUAUGGAGGAUACGGUCUGGGAUACAACAAGUAUCUGUCGACUGCUCCCGUUGCCAAAUACGUGUUGUAAAUGUAGAUAAUAUUGUUUUAAUAAACCGGCUCCGAUUCAUGACGUGUGAAUGUUAACCCAA